This is a messenger RNA of Emys orbicularis (European pond turtle), 435 nucleotides long. RefSeq names its product ribonuclease-like. Lineage: Eukaryota; Metazoa; Chordata; Testudines; Emydidae. The record is from RefSeq and is a predicted model, not a curated record. The transcript has a single exon. Bases 1 to 435 code for a protein of 144 amino acids. Gene Ontology annotation, biological process: defense response to Gram-positive bacterium. Gene Ontology annotation, molecular function: RNA nuclease activity; nucleic acid binding.
AUGGCUCCGAAGGGACCCCACCCCAUGCUGCUGCUGGCCCUGGUGCUGCUGGCUGGCUGGCUGGCCCAGCUCGGCCAAGGAGCCAGCUACCCACAGUUCCUGAGGCAGCACGUCGACAACCCCAAGACCAGGGCCCGGAAUGACCGGUCCUACUGCAACAUGAUGAUGCAGCGCCGGGGCAUGGCCAGACCCUGCAAACACACCAACACCUUUGUCCAUGCCCCCGCCAGCCAGCUCCAAGACGUCUGCGGCCGGGCAGGCCGGCGGGCCGGCGGCAACCUGCACGACAGCAACAACCGCUACCGCAUCACCACCUGCCGGCUGGCUGGGGGGUCGACCCGCCCGCCCUGCAACUACCGGGGGCACAGCAGCACCCGCCGGAUCCGCGUGGCGUGCGUCGGGGGCCUGCCUGUGCACUAUGACAGGACCCUCUAG